AUGGCGCAGGAAAAUCUGUCUUUAGUGCUGCACUCAAAGGGAGACCUCAGACUGGUAAGAGACCGGCACAGACUUUUAUAUUAUGUGGUGAACAAAAUAAGUUGUAGCUCGUAUGAAACCAUCUAAAUGUACAUUUUUUUUCCUUCUGAUUUUGUUCAUUUCUCAAAGGAAAAUCGCCCUGUCCCAGAGCCAGGACCUAAUGGUGCAGUACGACAGUCUACUUUUACAAACAUUACAAAAUAAACUCUUAAAAUGUUGAAGAUGUGUGUCUUACUGCAAAACCAUCUCAAAGCUAGAGCAUGUCCAGGCUGUUCUGCUUCAACUUCAUGCACUUAAUUUCAAUGAGCAUAUUUUUACCUCCAGAGAAAGUAUCUUUACUGAGCCAAAGCUGAGGUUUUGUUUUUAUGAUCAGGUUGCAAACAUUGCUUUUUGUCAUGUGUGUCCUGUUUUUUCCUUUUCCAGAGGUUUUGCUGCAGAUGCACUCUGUGGGAAUUUGUGGAUCAGACGUUCGUUUCUGGCAGCACGGACGGCUCGGGGAUUUUGUGGUUAAAAAACCUAUGGUGCUGGGCCAUGAGGCAUCAGGGCGGGUGGUGAAGGUCGGAGCUGCAGUCAAGCAUCUGAAAGUAGGUGAGUGGGCGUGUCUGGAAGCUGUUAAAUACUGGAGACUAUAUGUCACACAGCAAAGGGAGAUUCAGAAACUUUUACAUCUUUUAUCAUCUCUUAUCUCUUUUACCUCAAUCUUAUUUCGGCCUUACUGUCUUUUUAGCUUUUGUUUUACUUGUACUCUUUUCUUAAUCAACCUUUUAGGCCUUUUAUCGUUUUAUCUCUUGCUCAUUUCUGUUGCUCUAUUUUAUCAUUACUUUUAUUAUCAGGAUUACCUGUUGUUAUUAUUUAAUUACCAUUGUUGAUAUUGCCUUUUAUAUUUACUAUCCUGUUCUUGCUUUCGUCCUCCCUUUUAAUUGCAUUAUCCUUUCUUCUUAACUAUUUCAUGUUUUUAUUUUGGUCUUCAUGGUGUCAUUUUAUGUUGCAUGGUUCUUGUAUUGUCUGGGUUCCUUAUGACAUGAAAAUGGCCUUCAAUACCGUUUUAACUGAGCUUUUUGAUUUUAUUUGUCUUUUUCCAUGUGCUCCACAACUACAUGUCAACUUCUGUUUUUCAAAAGUGCUAUACAAAUAAAGUUAUUAUUAUUAUCUUUUUCUAAACUCGUCUUUUUAAAAGUUGUCAUUUCAACCAUUUGUGACCGAUUUCACUCCAUAUGAAUAAGUUUCCACUCAGCCUCACUGUAAUAGAGAUACUAUGACAAACUAACGCUGUGCUUUUUAAUCUCGCCUUGUGUCCUGAAGGUGACAGAGUUGCCAUCGAGCCUGGCGUUCCCCGUGAAAUGGACGAGUUCUUAAAAAAUGGACGAUACAACUUAUCUCCAACCAACUUCUUCUGCUCCAAGCCCCCCGAUGAUGGAAAUCUGUGCCGAUAUUACACCCACAGCGCCGACUUCUGCUACAAGUAACAGUCUGUUCAGGAUUUCAUAGCCACGCUGCAAAAGAUUACUCCACCACUACCUUAUAUCUUCCUCCAACUGCCUCUUGCUUCACUUUUACAUCCUUCUUUUUCUCUCCUCUUUGUUCCUCUCAUUGUAACAAAUCAGGUUGCCUGACAAUGUGACAUUCGAAGAGGGAGCUCUAAUUGAACCUCUGUCCGUGGGGAUCCACGCCUGUCGCAGAGCAGGUGUGACCCUCGGCAGCAGUGUGCUCAUCUGUGGUGCAGGUGAGAACUAUUAAACCUGCAUUAAAUUUUUGCAUUGAGAAAGUACUGCAAACUGCCUUUCAGAGUAUGAUGCAAUCUGAUAUAAAGGAGGUGAUUAUUUUAACGGCAUGCCCCUGCAAGAAAGGAAUUUGGUUCAACACUCUGUGGGCGUAUUCACAAACCUGAGAAUCAUACUGACUCAACAAAAUCUUAGUGAGAAGCUGCUGAACCUGAACACACCUUGUUAGGGUCUUAAUAUUUAACAAACCCCCUCUGCUGUGAAAACAAGCUAAUAGGAAACAUUUGAGACGAUUCCAUGAAGCAACAACAGAUGAAACACUUGAGGUUUUCAAUUUGGAUAUAGCUGCAGGUUACACCUAUACUGCGGAGAGUAAUUAUGAAAUGUUAGUCUCUUUCGAGUGUCGAAUGUGUUCACUCAUGCUGUUAGAAUAGACUGUAUCUAUAAGUGUUACAUUAGCCAAUACUCGGCUGUCUCCUUUAUUUGUCCUCUCUCAACAGGACCAAUUGGGUUGGUUUGUUUGCUUGUAGCCAAAGCGAUGGGAGCGUCACAAGUUGUCAUCACUGGUAACUCGCAGAAAAUACAUCUGAACUGAAAUGACCAUUGUCAAGAAACAGGUUCUUGUAGUUGUCCUUGUCAUUAUUAUUUUUAUUCACAAUAAUGUUUGUGAAACCUCGUACCUUGUAUUCAGAUCUGUCCUCAGAGCGCCUCGCAAUGGCCAAAGAGUUGGGGGCAGACUUCCAGCUGACAGUGACAAGAGGAGACGGACCCCAGCAGCUGGCUCAGAGUGUUGCAGACAUGCUGGGCGCUCAGCCUCACAUCGCUAUUGAAUGCACUGGAGUCGAGAGCAGCAUGCAAACUGCCAUAUAUGUAUGUGAAUAUCCUUUAUAAAGAGCAUUAGAAGUUGUAUUCAAAACAAGUAAGCAUCAAUGCAUAAACUGGAGACAAUAGAGAAUUCAUUCAGGCACUGGACUUUUCUACAGUAUUUAUAGUUGAUCAGUAUGGUGCAGCCGUUAUUUAGCUGUAUGUCUUAAUCUUGAUUUAAAAAUCUGACAUAAAUCACAUGAUUUGAAAUUGUUCUGUGUUUUUUUCUUCUUGUCAGGCAGUUCGUUCAGGUGGUGUGGUGGCGCUGGUGGGUCUGGGUGCAGAGAUGGUCACUGUUCCGCUGGUUAAUGCGGCUAUCAGAGAAGUGGACAUCAGAGGGGUUUUCUGCUACUGCAACACGUAAGAAAUUCUCCCUUGCUUGCUCCUCUGGUGGUGUCAGCAGAUGUUCUGAGGCCGAUGAUAAAAUUUACUAAGCUUUUGGUUUGAUUUACAGAUACUAAUAAUUACACAAUAAACCUUCUAGUGAUUGUUUAGUAUCCCAAACAUCUGAAAUAUUUGUCUUUGUGUUGCAGUUGGCCAACUGCCAUAGCCAUGGUGGCUUCUGGUAAAGUGAACGUGAAGCCCCUUGUGACACACCGUUUCCCUCUGGAACAAGCGGUUCAGGCCUUUGAGAACAAACGUCAGGGUGUCGGGGUAAAGAUUAUGUUAAAGUGUGACCAGAAUGACCAGAAACCCUGA
Molecule: messenger RNA, 3323 nt
Organism: Xyrichtys novacula (pearly razorfish)
Lineage: Eukaryota; Metazoa; Chordata; Actinopteri; Labriformes; Labridae
Source: the annotation of a GenBank genome assembly